AUGGCGGGAGAGCGGAGGCGGUCAGGGGUGGCGGCCGUGGCGGACGCGGCGUCGUGGUGCUGCGGGCUGGCGCUGGUGGCGCUGCUGCUGGUGUCGUCGCUCGACGCCGGCGAGGCGGAGGAUCAAGGUGGAGUGGUGGUGGCCCGCGGCCCGCGGAUGCACGCGGGGUCACGGAGGCCAUGCGAGGAGAUAUACGUGGUGGUGGAGGGGGAGACGCUGCACAGCAUCAGCGACAGGUGCGGCGACCCCUACAUCCUGGAGCACAACCCGCACGUCCACGACCCCGACGACGUCUUCCCGGGACUCGUCAUCAAGAUCACGCCGCGCGCCACCGCCGAGAACCGCAACUGAACACAGCCACACACACUGACGCGGGCACUUCAGUACAGCGUUGUCUGCCUUCUUGAGUCGUCCUGGACGGAUCUAGGACUCAGAGUAAACUGUAACCAGUUGGAGCAGUUGCUAUGUGAAAUGGGUUUCUCAUAAUCUCAUGGAUCCUCUCUAAC
Messenger RNA from Lolium rigidum, 506 nucleotides. RefSeq lists its product as uncharacterized. The transcript has a single exon. The coding region runs from base 1 to 351 and encodes 116 amino acids. The record is from RefSeq and is a predicted model, not a curated record. Lineage: Eukaryota; Viridiplantae; Streptophyta; Magnoliopsida; Poales; Poaceae.